Messenger RNA from Cladophialophora immunda, 2381 nucleotides. RefSeq lists its product as uncharacterized. The coding region runs from base 287 to 1672 and encodes 461 amino acids. The transcript is spliced from 2 exons. Lineage: Eukaryota; Fungi; Ascomycota; Eurotiomycetes; Chaetothyriales; Herpotrichiellaceae. The record is from RefSeq and is a predicted model, not a curated record.
UUGGCGAGGCCGGGACUAUUUGAUUUCGUUUUUGUCAAGAGCCUCACGCGAGCACAUUGCAACACCCACUCAACUUCUCUGUUCUUCUGGACUCCAGCUUAACCACUCCAUUCAAGCUUGUCUCGUAAUCUGACCUCCUUUAAAUACGUUACCCAACACCUGCGCUUGCUCCAUCUCGCCUGAAGGCCCCCCGCAAACAGCAACCACCUGUCUCAAUCCAGGCAUUGCUCGCUCCAGUUCCGCAUCUCAAUUUACGAACCAAUAGCCCAGCCAUUGCCUGUCCAAUAUGUCGACUGCUAGCACUGUUCCCGUCGAGUCCAAGACUGCUAAGAAGCGCAAAGCCAAAACUGAAGCUGCGGCUGCCAACGGCGGUGCGGUGACUCCGACUGUCGAGUCUGCAGUUCCUGCUGCUGAAGGCCAUCCUACUACAAAUGGUGUCGAUUCCUAUGCGGAGAGCCCGUUUAUCAAAGACCUGACAAAGAACAUCCGCAACUUGCACAAGAAGAUUGCUGCUUCUGCUAAAGCUGACGCCGUCAUCACCGAAAAUCCCAACGUCUCCCUCGAUGACCUAGUUGCACAAAAGAAACUCAACACCGAUCAGAAAGCCCAGAUCCUCAAAAAGCCUGCGCUUCAAAACCAGGUCAACCAACUCGAAGAACAGCUCUCCCACUUCCGUGCUUUCGCCCAAGAACUUGAAGAGAAGGCCGCCAAAGAGAAGACGAAGUUGGUCGAAGCACACGAGGCUGAGAUUGCACUUGUCAAGGAGAAGGCGCUGCAGGAAAUUGAGAAUAUCAAAACAAAGGCGGUCGAAGAUGGGCUACGAGUUGUCACACAUUUCCUGCACACCGCUGCGUCAAAGCGUCAGUCCGAAGAAGCUGAUACCGAUGAGGGUCGUGCCUUUGAAGGUGCUUUGCUACUGGUCUAUCAAGGGAACGAGUCUUCACUUUCAACCCUGCAAAAUCUGAUUUACGGCACCGACGACAAAGUCCCAGACGUCCAUGGUGAGCCUCUCGAGUUCACGUUUGCACAAAUCAAAGAGUCUGCCUUGCAGAGUGCCUCGGAGGUGGUGCAGAGCACGGAGCCGGAAAUUGAAGAGGAGGUCGAGGCAAAAGAAGCUCCGACUGCCGCAGCCGAGUUGGGAAUCGACAACACGGUGGCAAAUGCUGGUCUGACUGAACUUGACGAUGCUGCUGCUAUCCGGACCGAAGACAUCGCCAAUGAGAUAGCUGAGCCUGAGGUCACUCCCUCUGUCCCAGAACAGACCACAACUGGAGAAGAAGCCGCCAACGCCGUCGCCGAGGCAUGGGACCCGCAAGCAUCCAUGGUGACCGAUACCAGCGCUACCAACGAAGAAUGGGUUCAAGUGCCGCGUGUCCCUGCGGAGACCGAGACGGGGCUUGCAGGUACUCCUGCCGCAAUUCAAUCCAAUAGCUGGGCCGAAGAAGUAGGCGCUGCUGCCAUCACUGCGGAGGAGAAGCCCACUCAGGAGAACGAUGGAUUCGAGCAGGUGCGCCGUGAGCGGGGCCGAGGCCGAGGCGGACGUGGUGGACGCGGCGAGUUCAGAGGACGCGGUCGCGGAGGGCGAGGAGAUGGCCAUCGUGGCGGCGGUGGUCGGGGCGGCCCAAGAGGAGGUCGCGGUGGAGGUGCUCCCCGAGGCGAGAAUAAGAGCUAGAUGUCUUGUCGACUCUACUCCUUGCUUCACCUUGUGGGAGAUAUAAGGGCUUGGGACGGAUGAUCCUAUGUGGGAUUGUCCAACCUUUGCAUUUCUUGAAUCUCAUGGCCAGGUUUAUUUUCCAUCUCGAGGCAUGGGGUGGGAAUGGAUAUGGGUGAGAUUGGCGUCCAUCGUCCUUUGUCCACCCAGCGAUAUCGAUUCCAGCAUUGCAUGAAGCGUUUGAAAUACGGAAAAGAAGAUGCUCCAGAGGUAUGAAACAAAAGCAGAAAAAUGUGGAACAUGUGAGAGUAAUGGGAAAAAGGGGGAUCUUGAGGAUGCAUGGACUGUACUCCCCUGUGUUGUCAUGUACACUACCUAGGGUCUGAUUAGCGCUGUUUCCCGGAAAAAAGGCGUCGUUGACAGUGUCGAAAAGGUGAUGGGAGCUAUCAGGGAGAAUGUGCUUUUGCAAAACAGAGGAAAGGAGCUUGGAAAGGAAGAAACGAAAAAGGGAGAUAUGGUGGACCGAGAGAGGAGAAGGGGUGCACAUUGAGCUGUAUUUGCUACCUAGCUGUCUGCACCCUACAAUGUCAAUCGACUCCCUCUCUCAUCAGGCUGCAAAGAUUCAGUCAGAAGCCCUUGCUGUUCCUGGACCCGGCUCAAACAUAGCCAAGUGGUUCGCUCCUUAAGCUCUUCUGUUCCAUGUCGAAGCGUGCCGGCCAGUCGAUUGCGG